Molecule: messenger RNA, 3187 nt
Organism: Lingula anatina
Lineage: Eukaryota; Metazoa; Brachiopoda; Lingulata; Lingulida; Lingulidae
Product: twitchin
Biological process (GO): protein phosphorylation
Molecular function (GO): protein kinase activity; protein binding; ATP binding
Source: RefSeq, a predicted model, not a curated record
AUACCGCCCAGCCAGCAGCGGUUUCCGCGAUUUACAUGGCCGCCAGUUGGGCUUAAUCCUUAGGCUUACACCUGAACUUUUUGUUUGGAACUGGGUUUUGUAGGAUCUUGUGUUGCAUUAAAGAGGCGAUGAACAUCUAAGCAACAGCACGCACUAGACAACAACCAUGGGAGAUUUCGGACCACGGUUUACUCAGAAACCGCAACUUAAACAAGAAGACGGAGGAAAGAAGUUAAUUUUUACCUGCGCCGUUGAAGCCAGUCCUCAGCCAGAGAUAUCAUGGUUCCGGGGGACUGAUGCCAUUGUAGAAAGCAGCCGAAUUAAGAGUAGAUCGACGGCUGAUGGUGAAAAUAAAUAUACUCUAUUUCUUGAGAUCUUCGGAGUGACACAAGAUGACGGAGGGACAUACAAGGUCAUUGCCAAGAAUAAGAUGGGGGAAGCCACGGCUUCGAUUAAUCUGAACUUUUCUGCCGGCCAAGAAAAGAAACAAGACGGAAUAGCCCCACAGUUCACACAAAAACCAUCCAUCAAGCAGGAAGAUGGUGGCAAAAAGCUUGUGUUUGAAUGCCAGCUUAAGGCACAGCCAGCCCCCACCAUCCGCUGGUUCAGAGACACUGUGGAACUCCAUGAUGAAGGUCGUUACCAGAUUUAUGCUGACCCCAAAGGUGACAACCUGUUCCGUGUUGUACUGGAAAUCAAGGGGGUGACUGCUGAGGAUGCAGGAAACUAUAAAGUUAAUGCCAAGAAUGAGAGGGGAGAGAGCAAUGCCACAAUCAGGCUCAACUUUGAUAGCGAGGAGGCUCCUGGCAAACGUGGCCAGAGACCUUCUUUCACACAGAAACCUGUCAUCAAGCAAGAGGGAGAAAAUAUUGUCUUUGAAUGCAAACUUAGUGCAGAUCCCAAGCCUACGAUCACUUGGUUUUUUGGAGACAAAGUUGUCAAAGAUGGUGGAAGAUACAAGAUCACAAGUGUCGCAGAUGGGAAUAACUACACCCUGCGCUAUGUAAUUUCAAAUGUGAGCAAAGAGGAUGGUGGAGAAUAUAAAGUCAGUGCCAAAAAUGCCCUUGGGGAGUCAAAUGCUACUUUGAGCCUCAACUUUGAAGUGCUAACUACCAUGUUGAUGAGGAUACAAGGUCAAGCUGAACAGCAGCAACCUAAACAGGAAGGCAAGGCUCCACAGUUCAAACAGAAACCCUCCAUCAAGCAGGAGGGGAAAACGCUGAUCAUGAGUUGCCUGGUUGAGGCAGCACCAGCACCGGAAGUCCAAUGGUUUCGGGGAACAACUGUCGUAACUUCCAGCGGCAGAUACUCUGUCAGGAUGGUAGAAGCUGAGGCCAAUACCUAUUGGUUGUAUUUAGAUAUUAAGGAACCUAAAGCUGAGGAUGGUGGCACUUACAAAUGUAAUGUAAAGAAUGCUCUGGGUGAAAGCAAUGCAAACAUUACCCUUAAUCUACAAGUGAAAGGCCAAGAAAAGAAAGGUGGUGGCCCCUCCUUUAAAGAAAAGCCCAAAGUGAGUCAAGAUGGCAAAAACCUAACCAUAGAAUGCCGCUGUACAGCUGACCCUCAGCCAUCUAUAACCUGGUAUAAAGGCAGCACUAUUAUCAAAGAAGGAGUCAGACACAAGUUGAAGAUUAGACAAGAGGGAGAAAUCUGGAUUAUCACUCUGGAUGUGGCUAAUUUCUCUGACCAAGAUGGCGGCCAGUACAAAGUUGUGGCUAAGAAUGAUCAUGGUGAGGGGAGCGCCAACAUCAAUCUAAACCUAGAGGGACCCAAAGAAGUGAAACCAGUAAUUCCAGAAAAACCCAGCAUUAAACUGGAAGACGGAGGCCGCCGUAUGGUCAUAGAGUUCAAGAUCGUGUCCACUAACAAGCCACAAGCUAACUGGUCUUUCAAAGGAAAACCCAUCAAAGAUGGUGGCCGUUAUUUCCUGGAUAUUGCUAGAGAAGGAGAGGGCUAUGUUAUUGUGAUGGAAAUUGAUGAUGUGUCCAAUGCUGAUUCAGGUGCCUAUGUGUGCAAAGUGAAGAAUACAGCUGGAGAAGCCACAGCCAACAUCAACAUUAACAUUUCAGAGCUCCUGUCAAAGCUGAAGGUUGGCAAGGAUGAAGAAGACAGCUCACAAAUGAGUCAAAUGCAGAUACAGAUGGGAGCAGAAGAUAGUUCUCAGAUAAGUCAGAUGCAGAUAGGUGUUGGAACAGCUGAAGACAGCACUGUUACAUCUCAGAUGCAGAUAGGGGUGGGCACAGCUGAAGACAGCACUGUGACAUCUCAGAUGCAGAUAGGGGUGGGCACAGCUGAAGACAGCUCAGUGACAUCUCAGAUGCAGAUAGGGGUAGGCGCAGCUGAAGACAGUUCUGUGACAACUCAGAUGCAGAUAGGUGUAGGCAAAGCUGAGAUAAGUACAACUCAGGUUGAGAUGGGCAGUGCUGAGAUUGGGGUUGCAAAAACUGAGGAACCCAAACCAGCAGAACCAGCGUCCAUGACUACCCAAAUGACCUUUGAAAGCAGUACCACUGAAGCAGAAGUUUCAAAACUUCCGGAGCCUGCUCCAACAUCACAAACAGCCACAACUCAAAUGACAUUUGAAACUAGUACUGCUGAAACAGAAUUUCAGAAAUCAGAGCCUGCUCCUACUGCACAAACAGCCAUGGCUCAAAUGACAUUUGAAACAAGCACUGCUGAAACAGAAUUUCAGAAAUCGCAGGAAACUGCUGCUGCCAAGUUACAGAUGACUGCUCAGAUGACAGUUGAUACUGCAGAAGCAGACAUCCAAAAACUCCCAGCACCAGAACCCGAACCUGAGAAAAAGCCUGAGGAGGAAAAACCUGAAGAAAAGAAACCUGAGGAAAAGAAACCCGAGGAAAAGAAACCUGAAGAAAAGAAACCCGAGGAAAAGAAACCUGAAGAAAAGAAACCAGAGGAAAAGAAACCAGAGGAAAAGAAACCUGAAGAAAAGAAACCUGAAGAAAAGAAACCGGAGGAAAAGAAACCUGAAGAAAAGAAACCUGAAGAAAAGAAACCAGAGGAAAAGAAACCAGAAGAGAAAAAGAAGCCAGAGGAAAAGAAACCUGAAGAAAAGAAACCAGAGGAAAAGAAGCCUGAAGAAAAGAAAAAACCUGAGGAAAAGAAACCUGAAGAAAAGAAACCAGAGGAAAAGAAAGAAAAAGAAGCCCGAGGAAAAGAAACCUGA